AAGUGCAAUUAAAAGACUUAGAAGAAGAACAAACUUUUUUACAAUAGAAAAAUAUUUAGACAAAAGUUUAAAAGUUUCCAAUUUAGAAAGAAAGAAAAUAACUGAUGAUCAAGAUGAAAAUUCUUCAAGAACAUUACAUUGUAAAGAAAACAUUUUUUAUAAUUAUUCCACUCCAACUUCAAAUAAUAAACAGAAUACUAAAAAUGCACACAGGCAUACCCUACCCAAAAGAAAAAUUCAGAAAAAAAAAGUUUCUGAAGUAUCUGCUAGUCCAUGUUUCCCAGAUACAAUAUUUAAAAGAAGAGUGUCUAAACUAAUACCCAAAGAACAAAAAUCUUAUAAUUUAGAUAAAUCAACUAUAUAUUCACAAAAAGAAAUGAAAGUUUUUACAUCAAAAAAUGAAUCUAUUGAUUCUGCUGAUGUUUCAGAACUUUUUGUAGAAGAAACUGAAGAUCCGUAUAUAUUCAUAGCUAGUCAAAAUUCACCCAAAAAACAAAAGAAAAAAAACUUUAAAUCAAAAAUUUUAAUUUCAAAUGAUAAAAAUUCUGAUUUACAAAAAUCAGAUAUAAAAUCUUAUAAUAAAUUAAAUAAUAAAUCUAUUAACAGCAUUGAUUCAUGUAUCAUUGUAGAUGACAAUUGCAAAGUGCAAGAUAAAAUUUCAACUAAUAGUAAUGACAAAAAUCAUAAUGAAAAUAGUGAUUGUGAUUUAUUUUUGACACCAGCUUUGAAUAUUGAACAAUUAAAAAGUAAAAAAAAGGAUUUAUCCAUUAGCUUAUCCAAAAUGGAAACUAGAAGUGUCAAGAGAAGAAAGAAUAGCUUAAAAAGUCAAACAUCAUAUUCAGAAGAGAAUUAUAUAGAUUGGAUCGAAGAGAUUUCAAUGGCAGAAUCACAUGCUUUAGUUAUAAAAAAUGAAACAAAUUGUGAAAAUAAACGAGAUUGUCAAUUGAGUCCAAGUGUAAUAAAUGAAACGCAGAGAAUGAUUAUUCAAAGUAAAAAUGUAGUAAUUGGAAAUUUCAAUGAAGAAUUUGAUUUAAGCACAAAGGGGGCUAUUUCUGAUGUUUCUAAUUUUACACAAUUAGAAAGUAUUGAAACUGAUGAAAUAAAUAAAAAUCUUUCAACACAGAAAGCAAGUACACAUGUUGAAUUACAAAAAAUUCCUACUGUUCCAGGAAAUAAAACUUCUGAUAUUGAAACUAAUUAUGGAAAUGAAUCUAAUUCUCAGAAAAAUGAACUUUCUUCAAAAAUUGAAGUCAAUAAUAUAUUAAAAAAUGAAAACAAUUUUAAUGAUGAUAAAAUUAUUUUUUCUUCUGAAGUAUUUUUAAAUGAGAAAUUAUCUAAAUCUGAAACUGAAAAAUGUCUUAUAAAUGAUGAAUUUCAAACUGACAAAAGUAUUUGUAAAAACAACAAUGAAAAUGCCAAAGUUGAAGAAAAUACUAAUCACACUUUUUUUCUAAAGAAUAUUCAAGAAAAUGAAAUAAAUAAAAUUUCAAGUAAAACCACUACUUUAAUUUCUGAUAAAGUAAAUUUGGAAGAAAGUUUUCCUCCUCCUACAGUUCCAGAAACUUUACAACCAAUUGUUUCUUCAAAUAAAAAAUCAUUUAUUACUGAAGACAAAAAUAUUACAGUUGCUCAGAAACAAAUGGAUUCAGCAGUUAAUUUCUCCAGUUUUAAUUUAUCUAAUGAAUGUAAUAGAUCAAAAAAUUUUACUGAUAUAACUGUAACAACAACAAAUAAUAAUGAUGGUGGUGAUGAUUCAGAAGAUGAAAUUUUAUACACACCAAAGAUAAACUCUGAUAAACCAAAAAGAAAAACUUUUUGUCUUGAAAUUGAAACACAAGAUUUAAAAGAAUUAGUUGAGUAUCGAAAUACUCUUGACUUAUUAACUGAAGUAUGCUCAGAAUUUGCCAAUAGUAAUAAGAAAUCAGAUCAUUUACCUGAUGAAAUUAAAAGUACAAUAAAUGAGACACAAAAUAUUUGUAAAACUUUAGAUAGUGCAAACAAAACAGAUCUGGAAUUAAUUAGAAAAUCUGAAUUUAAAGAAGGCAAAAAUUAUUCAAAUUUCCCUCAAAAUGAAAUUAUGACUGAAUGUGAGAAAACAUGUGAACAGUUAAUAAAUUUUGAUAAAAAUAUUUCUGAAAAUACAGGUAAUUUAUUUCAGCUUCAUGAAGAACCUAGCACUCAAAGUAUUGGCAUGCACAAAACUCUUUCAAGUUCAACUCCCACAUUAUCAUUAGAAACUAGAAAAUCUGGCAUUUUUAAAGAGUUUUCUAAAGAUACACAAACUGUUAAUAUUACUAUUCCAUUAGAUAAUUUAAUGGAAAUUACAAAAACAGAAAAUAGAUUCAUUGAAACAAAUUGUCCAGGAUGUCAGUGCAAAAUUGAUAUAAAGAAGAAUGAGAAUAAUUUAAUAAUUACUUUCAUUAAAAAUAGUGGAGAAGUGCAAACAGAAAAUCACAGAUCUGUUGACAUUGAAAAUAAACAAGAUUGUCAGUUGAGUCCUAGCAUUAUAAAUGAAAUGCAGAAAACAACAAUUCAAAAUGAAAAUGCAGUAAUUGGAAAUUUCAAUGAAGAAUUUCAUUGGGAUAAAGAGAAAACUAUAUCUUGUGUUUCUAAUAAUGAGAAUAGAUUUACACAAUUAGAAAGUAUUAAAAUCGAUAAAUUAAAUAAAAAUUUGGAUUACAAGAUUUGCAAAAAUUCACCAAUAUCAUAUUCAGAGGAUCUUCUUGCUGAUCUAAAUAAAGAGAUCUCUCUAGAUACAACAAUUAAAAAUAAAAUAUAUUAUUCAGAGAUUAAUGAAGAAAAUGAAAUUGACAAAGAAUCAAUUCAUGGAUGUCUAAGUGAUAAUUCUAAAAUAUCUUCAGAAAGGAACAAAAUUAAUCUUGAUAAUGUAAACAAAAUUAGUUGUGAAAAUACAUCUUUGGAUAAAAAAUAUGAUGCCAAUGAUACUGAAAAGAUUCAUAAUAGUAGUGAUAAAUUUCAAACCAGUACAAUAACUACAGAUUCAGAUCUGCUUGCAAAUGUAAACAAAGAAAUUAUGAAAAAUGUAAAAAAUAAAAUAAAUCAUUCAGAAAUUUACGAGUUAUCUGAAGAAAAUAAACAAGAAGUUUAUAGAGAUCAUGAUGAUAUUAAAACAGUGACACAAACAAGAAAUAUUGAUUGUAUUGACAUAAAUGAAACUGAAUAUGAGAAUGAAAAGGUACUUGAAAAUGUAUCAUCAGAAGAAAAUUGUAAUAUAAAUGAAGUUGACACAGAAAUUAACAAUUUUCAAAUCAACACAUCUGCUUUGGAUACAGAUGAUCUUACCAAUUUACGAAAAAACUGUAAUGCAAAUAAAAUUAAUAGAAGAAAGACUUACAAUGAUAAAAAUAAUUUAAAAAUAACUUCACAAGUAAUUGAAAUCAGUGAUGAAACUUCAGAACAGUUAGAUACAGAACAGUUUUUAGUUUCUUCAAUUCCGAAUAAAUGCAACAAUUUACAAAAUGAUAAAAAUAAUUUAUUAGAAAAAAUUAACAGAAUAAGUCAAGAAGAUACUCCAGAGGAAAUUAAUCAAAUAUUAGGUCAAAAUGAUACUUUGAUUACAUCUUCAAAUAGAAACUUAGAAAGAUUUUUGAAUGAAAUGUCUUGCCCUUCAAGUGACCCAGAUAUGAUAUUUGCUGAAAGUCUUGUAGCACCACUUAAAAAUCUACAACAUCCAAAACAAAAUCAAACAACUAAAAUAAAUUCGAUUAAAGGUAUUCAUCCAUUGAAUGUCAAGCUUACUGUUAGUCAAGAUAAAAAUGAAUUUAUUCAGAAUGCAAAUAAAAAUAAGUUAGAUGAAACCAUAAAUCAAGAUGAUCUCUAUAAUUCAAAAACAUUUAAUGAUGCAAAAAAGACAAAAAAUAAAAUUAAUGACAGUCCUAAGAAAGAAUCAUUUUCUUUGAAAGUAAAUAGUCAUUUGUCAAAUAGUUUAACAUCACGAAAGAACUUUAAUGUAUCAAAUGAUAUGGGAGCACAGAUCACCCCUGAAAAGUUUAAAUGUCAAAAAAAUUUUCAACGCAUAAAAACUUAUAUAUCAGAUUCCAAUAGUGAAUCUGACAGUGAUAUGUCUCAAGAAAUAAUAGAAGAUAGUAAACCAAAAGAUACAAAUAUACAAAAUAUAAUCCCAGAGAAUAAAAACUUGAUAUGUCAGACCAAUUCAUUGCUAAAAAAUAAUGCUAGUCAAGUUUCUCUUACAAUAAAUUCUGAAAAUACAGCAUCAAGAGAAUAUUCAAACCAAUCAAAUAUUCGAGAGAAAAUACGUCUAGAUAUACAACAGAUGAAGGAACAGAUACGUCAAAUGGAAAUUCAACUGCAAACGUCAGUUUGUGAAGGUGAAAAUAAAUCAUUAAAUGCACAAACUGAGGAAGAAACUGUAGUAACUAGUGACAGUGAAGAAGGAAGUGAUGAUCUUUUUUCACCAAUCCCUCCAACUCCUCCUUAAAUAUUUGUGCAUUUAGUAAAUAUUAUUCUUUAAAAUAUUUAUAAGCAUGUAUAAUUUCUACUGUACAUUAUAUAUUUUAAUUUGUUAUUAAUAAUAAUUUUGAUUUUUUUAAAAUCAUUAAAU
Centruroides sculpturatus (bark scorpion) is the source of this 4582-nucleotide messenger RNA. Its product is annotated as putative leucine-rich repeat-containing protein DDB_G0290503. The transcript is spliced from 4 exons. The annotation marks the transcript as partial. NCBI's taxonomy places the organism in Eukaryota, Metazoa, Arthropoda, Arachnida, Scorpiones, Buthidae. The record is from RefSeq and is a predicted model, not a curated record.